AUUAUAAAAUUACAAAUUAACAUACUACUCUUAAGCGCGAUGCUUAUAAGAAUGAAUUCUUAAGUACGAUAGUGAAGCGACGCCGGUGGCCUCCUUCGUCAGCAGAAAUUGUAUAUUGUUAGGUGCAGGGCUGGCACAUAACUCCUACCCCUGCAGAUCCGCAACUAUUUGAGGACGUUGAGGGAAAAUGUUGCGGCUGGAUCACCUUCUGAGGUUCCUUGUUGCCCUUGAGUUUCAGCAUUCUGGGUCCUUUUACUGAGUCAACGAUACCCGAUGUACAUUACAAAAAUAAUUGAACAUAGGAGCAUAAUGUAGAAAGGUAAAGUAGUGUGGUAAAUGAUGGUUGGUUUUUGCGGAAUAAGCGGCAUUUGUACUUAGAUUUAAAGAACUUUAUUUCUCAUAAGAACUUAAUACUAGUUCGCUUACAAUGAGAUAUAGUACUUUAUUCUACAUUAUAUAAUAUUAGUAGCCUCUAGAGCGUUGGAAACAUUACACUGAUUACAAAUAAUCUUUUAGAUUUCUUUUGAAGACAUUCAUAUUAUCGCACUGUUUUAAUUCCUCUGGUAAAUUGUUCAAUUUGCUUCUCUAAAUUAUGUAAUCCAAUUAAAUCAAUCGUAUGUAUCUUUGAAGAUCGCUGUGGUGUCGUAGGGGUAGAGUUCAUUGGUAGUAAAAUCUUCAAAUGCUCCCCCUUUAAUUGGUUGUUUAUGUUAGAAAUGGUGAGGUCCUUAGUAUAUAGAGAGCAGUUUGACGGUAUUGUUACAAGGUAACUGCCCGUGGAAAUCGUAACACUAUAACUAUUCUAUUAUUACUAAAGUAUGACCCAGUGCGAAUUACGCUAUAGUAUUCGCGGAGUUCUAAAUCUAAUAAUUGCUCCGGUUUAUAAACGGAACUUAAAGUACCUAACAUACUACGUAACAUACCUAUAUCUAACAUAAUAUGAUGCGCUGUAGCAGUGCGCGUAAAAGCUAAACUAUCCUCAAUAUUUCUUAUAACCGAUAGUAGCUCAUUUAUAUUACCAUCAAAUGAAUUGAAUCAUUGGGAAAUCUCUGCGAAAAUUACUGUAUCUACAUGUUCAGUAUUUCGAAAUCAUAAAUUGCAUGGUUUUAUUUAUAUCAAUUUGAUUUUCUACUAAUUUAUUAAUUAAUUUCGUAUGGUCGGACAUCCACGCCUUACUAAGACUUAAAUGAUUAUUGAAUUCGGAAAUUAUAUUCUCUUGAUUACUUUGAAAUAUUUAAAUGGCCUCGUUAUAUUUAAUGGCAUCGCUGUAGUCUAAAUUACCGGUUAUACUUUGUUUUCUUGAUAAUUCCAAUAAAAUUGUUAAGAGUCUUAGAGUCUUUCUCAAUUCGAUUCUUCUGUAACGUAUAAGAAGUAUCAUCUGCUUGAGAUAAUCCGAUUUCUGCUUUUACAAACGACAUAAUUUUAGUUCUGACACUAUGACUAAGAGCCCAUCUUUCUCGUGCAGCGAUCGAAUUUGUAAAAUGGCUAACACCAGUCAAAGUAUUACCGGCAUCAGCAUUAAUCGUCUGCUCCAAAGUCAAGUCGACGGGUGAUCUGCCUAAGCAUGAUUUUGUGCGUCUAAUACCAAAUGCAUCUUCACGAAAUUCCUUAAGUAGAGUUGAAUUUUCAACCUUCGAGAAUACUACAUCAUGUUUAGUCGGGUUGGUAAUUUCAAUAAAACCUCGGUUGUUCUUCACAUUAGUAAGACAUUCAUGGAUAGUGCAAUUAGAUAUUGUCUGUUCAGUCACAAGUGCGUCACCGUCAUGAAAAUUAAUCGGAACACGAAUUAUUCUAGAUGUAUUAGCCGGUAUUAUUUCCUCAUAAAGAUUACAGUUCCGUGAAUCAUACAUUCGCAGGGGGUUGGUAAAGCUCCGUGUAACUAGGACUUUAUUUUUUAAAUCAAUGCUAGAUUCCAGUUUCUCCAGCAAGUCUAGUCCAAUUAAGCCAUCGAAAUAAUUGUGAAAUUUAUAUAUGAACAAGGUUGUAUCACAAUCUUCACCAAAUUCGCGAAAACAUGGUAUAGUUAUGGAAUAAUUAUUUCGAGUGGUCGCAUGAAUGUUAUUAACUUAAAAAGGGUCGUAAUUACACUGUGUAUUGGGAUAGAAUUUUUCUACAGCCUCGGGGCUUAUAAAUGAUUGAUUCGCCCCUGUAUCAACCAAUAAUUUUUAGGGUGGAUUAGUAAUCUGUAUGUACGGAAGUUGUCUUUGUGUUUGUAAGUUUAUUGUCUGUCUGAUUUGUGACUUGUCCGAAAAUCCUGAUUUGAGGUUGAACUCUCCUGUGUCUCUUCAACACUAGAAGGUAAGUAUUCGUUAACGUCUUGAUACUCUGUCAUGUUAUAAACUGGCUCAGAAUAGUAAUUUUCCUGGUAAUAUGGGUCAUAGUAAUAGUCGUUAUAGGAAUAAUAGUCAUAGUCAUAUUGGUCUUGGACCUCAUUAAAAUUUACAUCCUUAAAUUUGAAAUAGUUUGAAGGUGGUGGGUUCCCAUGCCUUGACCAAUCAUGCCCGGUAAAGACGGGUUUAGGUGGAAAGGUCUUACUGACAUAGUGACUAACGCCACUCAUCGGUUGAGGACUAUUAUUAACCGGCUUCUGUUGAGGACGUGGGGGUGUACGGAAGAUAUUACUUCGGGGAUUGUAAUUAGGUGGAAGGGCACGGAACAUUUGUUGGGUACGUGUGGCCAUUCUAGGUGGGUAUUGUGGGAUAGGCAUUCGAAAUUGGUGCGGAGGGUUAGGUUUGAAUUGUGGAGGAAAAGUAUAAGGUACUUGUGGUUAAUCUGUUUGACGCGUUGUUAGUGUUAUAUACAGGCUUAGGUAGAUUACUGUUAUAAUUAGAUGAAUGAUUCGGCUUAGAUGAAGCAUCGUUACGUUGCUGGAGAUAUAUGGUAUUCAAUUCUUCUUGAACGUAUUCAAGAGCCUUUUCAAUAGAAUCGGGCCUCAUGCACCUUAUACGAGACCCAAGUGGCUAACGAAGGCUUAAGGCCACGAAUAAAUGUCUGUUUCGUUAAUAUUGUGUAUAGGUGCCGUUUGGCAUCUAUGGUUGUAGAUAGGGUUUCGUGUAAAGUGACAUAAGUCAUCAUCGUACUGAAUAAAAAAAUUCUAAACCCAUAAAAGUGAAUUUUUUUAAUCAGGGUAAUCUUGCAAAUUUUAUUUUUAUUAUAGGACAAAAUACAAAACAAUUAAAAAAUUACUUCUAUUUAUUGUAAAAAAUUAAAAAUACAAUUUUUUUUUCAAAUUAUUCAGAAUCCGAGUCAUCGGACAUAAAACUACGAUCUUCAACUUCUGAAUCUUCUUCGUCAUCACUCUCUGUUUCACUUUUUUCGACAAUGUCUUCUAUCUUUAAAGGUGUAUGAUCCCCAAUGAAUCCUACUGGUUUUAAAUAUUCAUCUAAGAACCAUCCGCAGUUCUCAGGCUCAAGUUUUACGCAUAUUGGAUCCGUUGCAUUAAGCCACAUAGAAUUUAUGAAAAUAGUUCGUAAAAUUUUCUGAGUUAAUGAUAUCCAGCAUGGUGGUAUGGAGUUGGAGUCGAAGCCUUUUUUUUUUAAGUGCUCGCCGUCUUCUUUUGCAGAGUAAUUUUUCAUAAAAAUACGACGUCUAGCAUCAUUCACACUGGUGCAGUUCCUGAUACCGUACAUACUAGCCGUAAAUUCUUGAACGGUCUUCAUUUUUUCAUCAAUGAAAAUAUCAGCAGCACCUGUUAAUACUGCAAAAACUGUUUGAUAUUUUUCAUUUUUCGAAAAUUGCUGAAAAGGUUUUACUUUCCCUUUGUUGUAAAAGGCUGCCGCGUCAUCGCAACCUGUAAAUGCAGGAAGGCGGGAAGACGUUGGUAUAAUUUAAUUCCCAACUUCAACGCUAAAUCGGUGCAAUUAAUGCAAUCAACAGUUUGAUUAUUAGUCUUUCUAGUUGCUGAACAGGCAUGCCAAAUUUCUGAUUCGAUAAGUUUGUGCAUAUUUCCUAACAAAAUUAUCAAAACGUCAGUAUCAGAGGCUUUAAUUAAAAUCCUUGAGCCUGGUUCUGCUUUAGAAGCAUGAAAAAUAAUCCUUGUAUCUGCCUCUUCGUGAUGACAUUGCUUGAUGUCGAUGUAUGCUAGAUAGUUUUUCUUCUAUUAUCUCUUCCGGUCUAAAUCCAUCUCUGACUCGAACAUAAUUAUGGAGUACCGUAAUUACUUUUACAAUCCGUUCGGCAGAAUCCACAGCGACAUCUAUUGGGCGAUGUAGUAUUCUCCAUUUAUUAUUGGCUAUACCAAAAGUACAUUCGACAUAUCGACGCGCUAAAGUAAGCCGAUAGUUGAUUUCUUUUUUCGAACGUAAGUUGCUUUACACCAUAGGGCCUAAUUAAAUUUUCCAUCAGUCCAAAUGCUUCAUCACUUACAAUUACGUAAGGUAGUGCCGUAUCGUGGUUUUCUGUUAAAGGGCAUAGUUUUGGUAUAUCCAAACUUUUCAGUGAGUUUUUUGUAUAGGACAGAUUCUCUAAAAAUUCCGGAAUCACUAUCCUUUCCGUAAGCACCAAUGUCUACCCAGAUGAAGCGAUAGUCAGAAUCACAUAACGAUAGUGGGACCAGAGAUGAAUAAUUUUUAUAAUUACAGUACAAGAAACCUGAGUGCUCUGGUUUCUUCUGAUAUGUUUACCAUCGAUUGCGCCGAUACAAUGAGGAAGUUUGGCGGUCUGCUUAAAUCCUUUGGAUAUUUCAAUCCAUUUUUUUUAUCAGGUAUUGGCAUAACUAUGUCUUUCAAUUUCAUCCAGAUAACUUCACAUACUUCACGAAUUAUACCAGAUAUAGUAGACUUCCCAAUUUUAUAUGAAAAGUGUAGCUCUGCCAUUGAACACCCGCUUGCAAGAUCUGGAAUAAUUUACUUCAUUUUAAUUUCAUUUUCACAGGUAAUUUGUUGCAGAAGUGGAAAAGCUUAAAAGAUAAUUUUAUAAGAGCGGCGAAAAAAGUAAAAUCUGGGUCUGGAGCGUGUAAAAACUACAUACAUUAUUAACAGGCCCCUCUUUUUGAAAUCUUCCACACCAGGAAAAGAAAAGCACAGUAAUUUCAGUGAAGAUAAUGAAACUGAGGCUGAUAAUAUUGAUAAUGAUAAUAACGCUGAAAUGCCACCACCUUCCAAGCCAACUGCUAAAAGAGUCAAAUUCAAUGACAGUGAUAACAAAUUUAUUAAAAUUCUAGGAAAGAGUAUUGAACAGAGACAUACUGAGUUUACCGAAUUAGCAAGGAAAACACAGGAGGUGGGAGAUGAGGACAAAUUAUUUUGCUUGUCUUUAGUAAACGAAAUAAAGAAAAUACCCGAACAUAGACGCCUUAGAGCCAAGAUUGACAUGUAUAAUUUAAUAGCGCAAUACCAAAACCCAACUACGGAUGAUCAUUCUCCUUCAGCAUCUAAAUUCUCGUCUGAAAAUUAUUGGCCCUCACAACAAUAUUCGUCUGGUUAUGGCUACACAACGAGCGGACGAGACAUAGCACCUGGGACGCCGUCAUCAGUUGCCACCAGCAGUGAUGAUUCUCAACUAGAAUUGUUUACAGAUUGUUAAUUAUCAAUAUUAAUAAAUCUUACCUUAAAACAAUGAUUAGUUUUUCUUUGGGUGAAAUACAAUAUCUGAUGGCGUUCGGAGCUGCUGUAACAACAACUAUCAACGACUAAACAUUCAAAUCCUAAAUGAAACGGAGGAACUACGUGAGAUAUUGUUGGAAACAUAUUGGAGGCAGUGCAUAAACAUCUUAACAGGUUCGGUCCAGCAACGUUUCAUGACGUUAAUUUUAGAAAUUCAUAAUAGACACAACGUUUAAUCACGUCGGCUUUUAAUUUCCAUUUAUUCACACUACGUUCCCUAACGUCGGAAGUCAAUACGAUAUUCAACUAAAUAGAUAUUUGCGCCGCAUCACUUGGAAGUUUCAAAGGUCUACUGCCGCAGCAAAUCAGUUUUUAGGAACGUUUUGCGAAAAUCCGUUACACCCGCACAUACGCACACACAGAACGUUGGUAGACGUCACGGGAAGUAGGGACGCGGCUAGCUUCAGUCAUUUUGCGCCGCAUCAAGAGAAGCUCUUGGUUCGCGUACAUCGCUCGACCGAUUUGAAGUUUCGAAACAGUUGUUGGAAGGUCAUGGUGCUGUCCACAUAUAAUUGUCUUUGAUGCACUGCAUUUAAAUUUGGAAUAUCUUUAUUUUAUUUUUAUACGGGAUUUACACUCGCGCUUCGUCCCUCGCCUCGUGGCUCGCCUCGUCCCUCGUGCGAGGCUCGUGUUGAUCGAUGGUAAAUGAGUUGCCUGUUUACACUCGCGUGCCGAGUUCAGUCGUCUUUGAGCUAGCAACAAUGGAGGACGUCGAAGUUUUAGCAGCAACAAGUUUGUGCGUACUGGGCUUAUACUGCUACGUCACUAAUUUAAAUAAAAGGAAAGUAGUAAAGAAACGGCGGUGGCGCCCAAGAAGAUGGUGGAUGAUAUCGAUUCAUCGCAAUAGAACCCUGCAAAGUAUGGAACAAAUGUUUCAAGAAAUGCUGAAUGAAGAUUCUGGCGAGUUUCAGAAUUUUUGCCGAAUGUCACCAAAUGAUUUUGAUUUUCUGCUAAGCAAAGUAGAACCUUUGAUUAAAAAGCAAAAGACUAGACUCAGAAUACCCAUCCCAGCAAAAGUGCGCUUAGCUAUAACGUUACGAUUCUUAGCUACUGGCGACAGCUACAGGAGCCUUCACUACUUAUUCAAGGUUUCCAGUGCAGCCAUCUCAAUCAUUGUACAAGAUGUCUGUAAUGCUAUCAACACAGUGCUAAAGGAUCAGAUAAAGAUGCCGCGGACAGAGGCAGAAUGGUUAAAUAUAGAAAGGCGCUUUCAGAGAAAAUACCCACAUUGUGUAGGUUGUAUUGAUGGCAAGCAUGUACAGAUACAAUGUCCAAUUGACAGUGGCUCAGAAUACUACAAUUAUAAAGGGACUUUUAGUUUUGUGCUCUUAGCUUUAGUUGAUAAUGAUUACCGCUUCAUAUUUGCCGAUAUCGGAGCUCAGGGUAGAAUUAGCGAUGGAGGCGUAUUUCAAAACAGUGUUCUUUGGGAAAGAAUUUCUACAGACACUAUUAAUUUACCACCUGAUUGUCCACUUCCUGGUGGACAAUGUAAUGUACCAUAUGUUUUUCUCGGAGAUGGGGCAUUUGCGUUAAGCCAACACGUUAUGAAACCUUUCCCAGGAAACCAUCCCCUUGGUUCAUUACAACGCAAUUUUAACAAGAGAUUAUCUAGUACACGUGUUAUCGUUGAAAAUGUUUUUGGAGUUCUAACAACAGUUUUUAGAAUCUUUAAACACCCAAUGGAAAUUAAUAAGGAUAAAGCUAUAUUGAUAACAAAGACUUGUAUUCUAUUACAUAAUUUUCUCAGAAAUAGUAGGACUUCAAGAAACAUUUACACACCUCCUGGUACCUUUGAUACUGUUGUCAAUGAUGAAAUAAUUCAAGAAGGUUCUUGGAGGCGACAGGUUUCCACUAACCCGGCUAUAAUACCUAUUCCAACUGUAGCUAGACGUGCAGCACAGAGUGCCAUAGACGUAAGAAAUGAGUUCGCUAAUUUUUUUCAAAGGCAAAAUGUUUAAGACAAUAAAUUGUUACCCAUUUUAUCGAAUAGUAAUGAGGUUAUAAAUCAGUUGCUAAGAGCAAACUCGCCAGCCAAAGGUUCGGUUAAAACAUUGCUAAGAUAUCAAAAUUAUUUAAUUAUUGUGUAUUAUUUAUAUUGGAUACAACUUUUGAUAGUAGGUAAUUAUUAUUUAUAGAAGUACUUGCUUGUGCCCGGCCCGGGACUCGAACCUGGGAUAAAAAGUAUCUAUUAUGUUAUUCUGGGUCAUUCUAUAUCUGUGCCAAGUUUCAUCCAUAUCUGUUCAGCAGUAACGAUAUACUAGCGCCAUCUACCGACUAGCGUCAUCUGUCUAUACCUACUUGAUGAUGAUUUAUUGAAGAUGACUAAUUACUUGAACUGACUAAUUACUUGAAUAAACCUAACUAAACAAA
Molecule: messenger RNA, 7970 nt
Organism: Pieris napi
Lineage: Eukaryota; Metazoa; Arthropoda; Insecta; Lepidoptera; Pieridae
Exons: 4
Coding region: 6239-7558 (439 amino acids)
Source: RefSeq, a predicted model, not a curated record